AUGGUGGUGCUCAAGAAUAUUGCUCAAAACUUGCAAAGGAAAUUCUCGCGAUCAAGACAGGCCGGAGAAAUGAAGGAGGGUCACUUUGCUGUCCUGGCCUCCUUCGACGGCAAUUCAAAGAGGUUCAUGGUGCCACUCUGUCACUUGAGCAACCCUGCUUUCGUGAGGCUGCUGGACGAGGCUGAGGAGGAAUACGGCUUUUCUCAGCAAAACAUCCUUACAGUGCCCUGUGAUCCAACUGAGCUUGAGAGGAUACUGGCAGCGGAUUGGAGGAAAGACUACUGA
Messenger RNA from Nymphaea colorata (pocket water lily), 285 nucleotides. Its product is annotated as auxin-responsive protein SAUR36-like. The record is from RefSeq and is a predicted model, not a curated record. Gene Ontology annotation, biological process: response to auxin. Bases 1 to 285 code for a protein of 94 amino acids. The transcript has a single exon. NCBI's taxonomy places the organism in Eukaryota, Viridiplantae, Streptophyta, Magnoliopsida, Nymphaeales, Nymphaeaceae.